AUGUUCAGGUUUUCGCGGGUGUCUGCCGAGACUCGACGCCUCGUGGAACACAUUCAGACGUCCGAUGCGCCGCUCCGCAACGUACCCAACCCCGGGCGAGACCUGAUACAUAUACCUAGCUUUUCCUGGCCGUACCUGGGGCGCAACAUGCGCCCCCUGAUGGAGAGCUUGUGCUGGAUCCUUGCGGCGAUGACGGUGGGGCUGCACGAAGCGAUCGCACGACUGCAGCCACGAAAUGCGUGGGACAACAGCACCUCUUCUGGAAGACAAGGAACGAGGGGGGCGUUUGGUGAAGGGGAACAGCCACAGAUCAGCCUUACCCCGCCUCCCAGCAUAGCGACGAAAGAUGUCAGAAUCACCGUGGGAUUCGUGAUGGAGAGGUGGGGCAAUCGCUCGCCACACCGCCUCAUCCAGGGAGUCUUGGAGGGCAUGGACCGCUCCAGGUUUCGGCUCGUGGUGUUCUCGCAAGACUACACGGGUUACUACUGCGAAGCCGGGAAGGCUUUGCUGGAAGCUGCCGAGGAGGUUAAGAUCUUCCCGUGGCACCCGUUUGCGGAAGGCCUCACAGACCCUUUCGCUGAUCGGGGAGUCAUCGCGUCGGUCCAGGUUGUCUUCGGGCACGGCCAUCCUGUGACAUCGGGCUCUCCCGGGAUCGACUACUUCGUGAGCAGCGACCUCUUUGAGACGACGGCACACUUCGUUCAGGUGGCCGAGUUGGGCGUCGGCGAGGAGCUAUUAGUGGCGUCCGAUGUCGAAGACAUGGUGAAGAAGGCGGUCAAGCUGGUCACAGACUCAACGCGCAGAGAAAAAGUCUCCGCCGCGAUCCUCGGACAGAAAAGCCGGUUAUCCGACCCCCAUCGCGCCACAAGGGAGUGGGAACAGUUUCUGGAACGAACUGUACGAUCAGCUAUUUCCCCUGAUGCCAAGAUUUAG
Molecule: messenger RNA, 933 nt
Organism: Ectocarpus siliculosus
Lineage: Eukaryota; Phaeophyceae; Ectocarpales; Ectocarpaceae
Source: the annotation of a GenBank genome assembly